Messenger RNA from Dicentrarchus labrax (European seabass), 3784 nucleotides. Its product is annotated as green-sensitive opsin-like. The transcript is spliced from 16 exons. NCBI's taxonomy places the organism in Eukaryota, Metazoa, Chordata, Actinopteri, Moronidae. The record is from RefSeq and is a predicted model, not a curated record. Gene Ontology annotation, cellular component: membrane; photoreceptor outer segment. Gene Ontology annotation, biological process: G protein-coupled receptor signaling pathway; phototransduction; visual perception. Bases 43 to 2055 code for a protein of 670 amino acids. Gene Ontology annotation, molecular function: G protein-coupled receptor activity.
AAACACAUAUUACUAUUGGUUCAUGAAACGAAUGAAGCAACUAUGACCCAGCGCUUUCAAAUGUAUUUUACAGAACAACAAGGGGAGAACAGAUGUGCUACAUUGGCCACUCCUCAGAAACCCAUUUCACUCAACUUAUUCCUGGAGAGAGGCUGGUGUUUUAUUUCGAAGGCAACUGUCAGAGGAGGAAACACUCCUAUGCUGAAGGUUGAAAUGGACCAAAGACAAAACUCACAGGUGAAAAUGAAUCUGAUGAACCUUGGAACACGACCAGGAGACACUCAGGCCAAACCUCAGGAGAGGGAACAGUGGGGCAGUAAGGUUGAGUUCAUUCUGGCCGUCGCUGGACACAUUGUUGGCCUAGGAAAUGUCUGGAGGUUUCCAUACCUUUGCUACAAAAAUGGAGGAGGGGUUUUCUUCAUACCUUAUGUUUUGUUUUUGUUCACCUGUGGCAUCCCACUCUUCUUCCUCGAGACAUCUUUGGGCCAGUUCACCAGUCAGGGUGGAAUAACAUGUUGGAGAAAAAUCUGUCCUCUUUUUGAAGGCUUAGGUUACGGCAGCCAAGUGGUUGUUUUGUACACUGGGGUGUAUUACAUCAUCAUACUGGCUUGGACGUUUCUUUACCUGUUUUCAUCCUUCAGGUCUGAGCUGCCAUGGGCAAGCUGUCACAACAGCUGGAACACAGACGGCUGUUUUGAGCAUGGUCACAAUCAAACAUCGGCUCUGCUGUACGGAAGUAGCACAUCUUCAGUUGUCGAAUUUUGGGAGAGGAGAAUAUUGGGCCUGUCCAGUGGAAUUGAGAAAAUUGGUAACAUUCGUUGGGAUUUGGCCCUUUGUCUACUUCUGGCCUGGACAUUGUGUUACUUCUGUGUCUGGAAUGGAGUGAAAACAACCGGAAAGGUGGUCUACUUCACUGCCACUUUCCCGUACGUAAUGUUGGUGGUGCUUCUUGUUCGUGGUCUUACAUUACCAGGGGCCAAAGAUGGAAUCAUGUUCUACCUCUACCCAGACCCAUCCCGCCUCACUGAUCCAGAGGUAUGGAUGGAUGCUGGCAGCCAAAUCUUCUACUCCUAUGGAGUUUGCACAGGUGUUUUGACGUCUUUAGGAAGUUACAACAAGUACAGCAACAACUGCUACAGAGAUUGUGUUUACCUGUGCCUGUUAAACAGUUUAACCAGCUUUAUAGCUGGCUUCGCCAUCUUUUCUGUGCUUGGUUUCAUGGCAAAGGAACAAGGUGUGGAUAUCUCAUUGGUGGCUGAAUCAGGUCCAGGGUUGGCAUUCAUAGCUUAUCCUCGUGCUGUGGCUCUAAUGCCUCUUCCCCAGCUCUGGGCUAUUUUCUUCUUUGUUAUGAUCAUCUUCUUAGGAUUAGAUAGCGAGUUUGUAUAUCAAGAGGCACUGGUCACAACCAUCUCCGACAUGUAUCCUGCCUUCUUUCAAAACAACUGUCGCCGUAAACUCCUUCUUCUUGCCAUUUCUGUUGGAAGUUUCUUUCUUGGCCUUCUGAUGGUCACAGAGGGAGGCCUUUACAUUUUCCAGCUGUUCGACUACUAUGCCUGCAGUGGGAUGACACUCCUGCUUUUUGCUAUUCUUCAGUCUGUCUGUGUUGGAUGGAUCUAUGGUGCAGAUCGUCUGUAUGAUAACAUACAGGACAUGAUUGGAUAUCGACCAUGGCCUUUCAUGAAAUACUGUUGGCAGUACUUCACACCGGCUAUCUGUACUUGCACAUUUGUUUUCUCCUUGGUCAAAUAUACCCCGCUCAAAUUCAACAACACUUAUGAAUAUCCCUGGUGGGGCUACGCCAUUGGUGGAUUCUUUACUCUCUCUUCAACACUCAUGAUUCCUCUGUGGAUGCUGUACGCUGUGAAUGUCACUCCGGGAACACUGAGACAGAGACUGAAAGUUCUGUGUACUCCAGCAAAGGACUUACCUCCUGUAACAUUAAAGAAGACAUCAAAUAAAGAAGCAUUUCAGACCUUCACAGGCUUGUACACACUGCGCACAGCAGAAAGUCCGGAUGACAGAGGUGACAGAACUCAGAGAUCAUCCAUUAUUUAAACUGCAAGAAAAAAGGACUGAAAUGGAGCCAUGAGGAGUGCAGACCAUAUAUCAUAAGCUGUUUCACUUGUCAGUCAAACUGCCCCAGCCCCAGACACCAAAAAACACCAACAAAAAACAAAAAGGGAACUGAGGUGAUCUUCCAGGUUAUUAAUUUAGAUAUACUAUUCAAACAUUUCUAUUUCUCUUGUGUAUUCCAGCUGGCAGCAUGUUUCUGAAAAUAAUAUAGAAUACAGAAGCAUUUGUUGUAUCACGAUUGUUACCAGGGAAUAAAACAAGACGUCUAGGAAAAAGAUUAUUCUAAGGAAUUUAGCUGCCAAAUAGUUUUCUGUAUGUUUUUAGAAAGGAAAGAAAUGAUAAACUGUGCUAAAUACAGUAUCUGAAUCAUUAUAAUUCCAGUAGGCAUAUUAAUAUUAAUUACCGGAAUUCCGUUAAAUAUUUAUAGGAUAUAAUAAUAUCUUUAUUGGCUAAGAAACAUGAAGUGUUGAAAAAUCUGAACAAUACUAACAAUAUUAACAAUAACAGCAAUAGUCUAAAAGAACCGUUGGUAUUAUAUUUUUAAAUCAUACUAUGCUUAAAUACAUUAGAUAAUAGGAGGUAAAUACAAUGUGUUAAUACAUAACUAUUGGGUACAUUACUGUAGUUAUUCAGGAACAAACAAGAAUCCUGAGAAAUAAAGAGGCAUUGAAUUAAAGUAUGAAUGUAGCUACAAAAAUUGCUGUUUAUUUUUACAUUUGUGAUAUUCCUGCUUAAAAUAUAUAGGAAAAUGUGUAUAUAAAAUAGUUAAUGAGGUGCAGAGAUAUAGAAGUACAACACUUUAUAAUAGACCUGUACAAUGUUGUGGGUGUCACAAGUAGCAGACCACACCUGUGUGCCUUUAACACCUGAAACUGAGAGAAACCUUGUUGAACAGGCUGUAAUUCAAGACAGUGCGUGUUCAGAGCUUUAUUGAGUUUAAUAACAGAGUAAUAUAAAGUGUCAUUGUUAAACCAUUUUACACUUUAAUUACAGUUAAGUGCACAGAUCUUGAAGAAGGCUGGUAGGGCCAAAAAGUCAUAGUGUGAAAAAAAGAGAAAUUCAUAUGGAGCCACAGUGUGCUCUCACAUCUACUUCCAAUGAACAGCACCUCACUACAACCCUUGGUGUGUGUUUCUUUUCUAUAUAUUAUAGCAAUUGUUGCAAUAACAUGACCAUCAGAGGCAGCUAAUUUCUGUGGGGACCUUAGUUAUUUAAAGAUGAUUUUCUGACACUAACGCUAUAAUUUGACUGAUUUUUUCACUGUUUCACUAUUUUGGUUUCUGUAAAGCACUGUUGAUUUUGUGUCAACAAGUGCUAGAAAUAAAAUAUAUUAUUAUGUUAUUAUUUUUUAUUUUAUGGAAGUGCCACUUACAGUUUGACCUUAUUGUUUAUGAAAUAUCUAUUGUGACAGUACAUUUCAAUAUCAGACACCUGAUUUUCUGUUCAGCUGUUUUUACUACUCUUUUCUACUUGACCAAAUAAAUAUUUUUUUUAGUUUUCUUCCUAUACCAAAAACUACAUUAUUAUGUUUAGUAAUUAGUUCCCCAAGAAUUCUUGUUUUUCUCCCUCAUCCCCCCUCUAUAUUUUACAAAAUCUUACAGUGUAAUGUCCCUUAAAAUCAAUUUCUCUUAUCCAAAUGAAAGUAUAUUGUUAUUUUUUUAAAUAAAUCAUGUUAUAACUAUAACUACUUAAUAAAAUCAUUUUUUCCACA